This is a messenger RNA of Macrosteles quadrilineatus (aster leafhopper), 1509 nucleotides long. Its product is annotated as terminal uridylyltransferase 7-like. Gene Ontology annotation, molecular function: RNA uridylyltransferase activity. The transcript has 8 exons. The record is from RefSeq and is a predicted model, not a curated record. The coding region runs from base 1 to 1509 and encodes 502 amino acids. Lineage: Eukaryota; Metazoa; Arthropoda; Insecta; Hemiptera; Cicadellidae.
AUGUCGAUGUUACCAUUGAUGAUUGAUCCUUCGAUGCUCUUACCUAGAAUAAACGAUUUGAGCCAAUGUGAUCUAGGCUAUACCAUAGGUCGGCCUCUUAGAAAGCAUCCUACUUGUGGCAUUGGUGCGAGAGAGAGAUACCGAGCUGUGGGAGUGAGACAGACUAUGGCUCUUCCCCCACUCCGCUGCCGCCCCACCCCCAACCUUCCCGAACACCGCGCAGUGAUACAACACAACCCUGCAGCGUACUCGCAUGUCCAGCAGCACAUAUCAGAUGUGACGCGUAUGAUACACAAGCAUCGCUACAUGAAUGAAGAUAACAUACCAGUCUCCUACAUAGAGCAAAACUGUGUUCCGCCUCGUCAUAUGUAUGGUAAUAUGAGUGUUUCGCCGCAAGAUGCUCACCAGUUAGUAUCUUCAUUCUCAGCCAAGUUGAUGGAAUAUUCAUUGGCGCGACGCUUGCUGACUGGUGGAGAGGAAGUUCCUAGAAUUUGUGGUGUCUGCAAAUGUGAGGGUCAUUUAAAGGAAGAAUGCCCAGAGGAAAAGCUGCCGCCUCUUGAUCCUAUUCCUGAACGUUUACCAGGAGAACUGAAAAUUGUGGACCAACUAUGUCUUGACAUAUUCGAGAGACUGAAACAAAGUGACGAGGAUCUCCAAAAGCGAGAAAAGAUUUGCCAGGAGUUGCAGGAGUUCAUAGGAGCUGAGUAUCCUACUGCAAAACUGGAGCUUUUUGGAUCUACGAAGAACGGCUUCGGCCUUAAGGGAUCUGACAUGGACAUUUGCCUCUCUUUUGAAGACAAUAAAACAGGAGAGGGGCUUGACACCAGAGGUUUUAUCGAGAUUUUGUACCAAAUACUUAAACAAUCCAAGGACCUCCAAGAUCUACUUCCUAUUGCUACAGCCAAAGUUCCUAUUGUAAAGUUUACUCAUAAGUCCACCAAGCUGGAUGGGGAUAUCAGUUUGUACAACGUGCUCGCUCUAGAAAACAGUAAACUCCUCUGCACAUAUGCUCAAAUUGAUGAGAGAGCAAGGGUCUUAGGCUACAUGAUUAAGAGGUUCUCCAAGAUUUGCCAUAUUGGUGACGCCUCCAAGGGUAGUCUCUCCUCUUACGCCUACACCCUCUUAGUCAUCUACUUCCUGCAACGAUGUGACCCUCCUGUUCUUCCAGUUUUACAAGAGCUGACUGAAAAUGCUGAACCCCCUCCAAAGCAUAUUGUAGAGGGUUGCAACGCUUACUUCUUCAGUGAUCUCACAAAACUAACCUCGGCGAAAGACCUCCCCCCUGAGGGUUUGACCAGGAUUGCCUCCGUCCUGGGCUUUUUUGGCCGGGACUUUUUCGGAGCAGAGACCGAGCAGGGCCCAGUUUGGGCCACGCCGGUCGGCUGUACCUUCACUGCCACAUUCUUUAUAGAGGCGACCUCCGCCCGCCUCAAUUGCCUUUUCUCCUUUUGGGAACGGCGUUUUUCCCACGCAGCCUCAGGUGUCUCUACAACUGAUCCCUUUCGGUAA